Molecule: messenger RNA, 4611 nt
Organism: Ectocarpus siliculosus
Lineage: Eukaryota; Phaeophyceae; Ectocarpales; Ectocarpaceae
Source: the annotation of a GenBank genome assembly
AUGACCGCUGAGAAGCUAUUGGAGCCGGGAGGAGACCACAGCGAGCUUAAACCUCGUCCGUGGUCUCCUCCGGUCAAACCCGCGCCAGCGAACUGGCCGUCUACCAGGAAGAGCAGCAAUGCUCGGAAGCGACCGAGAACGUCGUCGGCACUGUCAUCCUCGUCUGCUGUCACGACUUCUCCAUCGUCUACUUUUCUCCCGCCACACCCUCCAUACAGCAACAACUACAUCAACGAGGACGUGGCAGCAGAUGCCGCGGACCUCGGCCGCACUCGACCGCCAAUGGACAGCCCGUCCAGGCUGAGGAACAAGGCAUCGCCAGAAACAGGCAACGUUCGCCCGUCUCAGCUUCCUCUUCUACAUGGUGGUGGAAGCAACAACGGGAGCAGCUGCAGCGGCACGGGGGACAACAGCGACGCCCACCUCAGCAAGUCGGCGAAGCUGUUGGAGGAGGACCGUAAGAAAGUGGCCAGCAUCCGAUCUUUCUUGCUGAAUUUCCUGGAGGGGAGAGACUGCUCCAUCAAAAAGCGGUUGGAUCUGUAUGUGCACCAGACGGAAACUGGACGGCCGGUUACCGAUGCAGUUGUCCAAGAAGUUUGCAAACUCCGACCUGAAAUGAUCGGGCUCAGCUUACGUAAUUGCAUCGAGGUGACCGAUGUAGGGAUGUGGUGCAUUGCGAGGCACACGACGGCUUUGCGAGAGCUCAACGUCGGCGGAUGUCACAGCGUAACAAACAUCGGGUUGAGGUCGCUGGCCAUUUGCUGCGACAACAUGGAGCAGCUAGAUUUCACGUCCUGCACCCGCCUGACAGACUUGGGUCUUCGAGUAAUUGGCGGCGGUUGUUGGAGCUUGAAGUCGCUGUCGCUUGAGGGCUGCUCGCACGUGAGCGAUACUGGGGUAGCGGAGAUAGCCAAGUUGUCGACGGGGCUAACCUAUCUUAACAUCAGCCGCUGCGAGCGUGUGGGCGAAUACGGCGAUCGGGCCUUGAUACAGCUAGGUCGGAGCUGUCACCAGCUUACGGGUCUCGACGCCUUCGGGUGCUCCCACGCACAGGUUUGGCUGCUUCACGUUGGUGUCAUCACUCUUGACCCUGGGCUCCUCUCCGUGGCUCGCGGCUGCCCCAAGCUGGAGAAACUCAUGCUGACGGGAUGCGGAGGAAUCACCGGCAAGAGCGUUCGUGCCUUGGCCCGUGGGUGCUCUAAGCUUCGGGACCUCAGCCUCUCGGGCUGUGGUGGGGUAGGCAACGGCGAUCUCAAGGAGCUGGCACGAGGGUGCACGAGCUUGCGGCACCUCAACAUCGCGCAGUGCCGGCAGGUUAACGCCCACGGACUGGCUGCUCUUGCGCGGGGGCUGAAGAACCUCACCGAGCUCGACGUAGGCGGCUGCGAGAAAGUCGACGACUCCGCCCUCCGCGCUCUUUGCAGCAUGAACGCGCAGUUCUUGAACCUCUCCGGGUGCUCGGCGAUAACCGAGAUGGGUGUCACCGGUAUCGCCAUGAACUGCACCGCGCUGUCCAGCCUCAACGUUACCGGGUGCCCGGGGAUAGGGAGGCGUUUCAUGGCCGAGCUUUGCCACAGCAUGAAGCUGUCCGAACCGGCCCAGGCAUUUUUUGGGUUUCAGCCUCGCAAGAACGCAAAAGAGUUGCUGGCCAAGAAGGAGGCCACCAACAGGCGGAUAAUCGCCGCAAUAGUGGUACAAUCGCUGAUGCGGGGGCGCCUUGCCCGUGGGCGAUCCAGCAUCGUUCGAAGGAAUUGGAUAAUUAAAACGCGACUAGCUAUUGCGCAGGCCAUCAUCCGAGGCUACUUCGUCCGCAAGUGGUAUCGUGCUUGGAGAGCCCAGGUUCGAGAGCAACGGGCGGCGGCAGCCAUCCAGGCAACUUGGCGGAUGCUAGGCGAUCGCCGUACAACGGAACGACUCAGGAGGGAAAAGCUGUUCCGAGAACGGGGACAGUCGUUGGCCACGAGGAUCCAGGCUGGGUGGUGGGGAUACAGAGGUCGCGUCCGCAUGGUAGAGGUGAGGGCUAUACGAGCCAGGCGACUACUUUUGGAGGCUCGAACACAGGCUCGACGAGAGCUUGCUGCCAUAGUCAUCCAGAGCAAUCUCAGGCGCUUGUUCGCGCAAAAGGAGCUGCUGGAGCUGCGAAGGCUCCGGGACGAGGCGUUAGAGCGCGAGAGGAGGAACCAGGCCGCCGCCGUGCUGAUCCAGAGCCUCGCAAGGAUGCGCCAGGGGCGGGCCGUCCUGGCGGCGCUGAAGGCAAGGAGGGACCUGAAGAUCCUCGAGUGGGAGAUGGCACUGAAGGUUCAGGCCGCCUGGCGAGGAAGAGUAGCCAAGAUGAUGGUCAUGACCAUGCGGAUCCUCAGGGAACAAGCUCGGCAAAACGCGGCUGCAAUCACGAUCCAGUCCUUCUGGCGUGCGGUGCGAGCCAGGCACCUCGCCACCAUCCAGAGAGCCUUGUUCAAGAUCAGGCAGAUGCAGGACGGAGCAUCGAAAGAGAUCCAGCGUAUUUAUCGAGGGUUCAAGGGGAGGCUACGCGCCAAGGCUCGGAGGAAGGUGUUCGAGUCGGACCUCGGCAGGGAGGCGGCUGCAAUGAACAUCGAAAGGGUUUUCCGCGGACAUAAGGGAAGGGAAAGGUUCGAGUGCAAGCAGCACCUACGGGCUCUCGAGAGCAAGGCGCGCCCGCUCUUGCUAAAGCUGGACGAGCUCACCCAAAACGCCGCGAAGCUGUCCGAACGCCAACGGUUCGUGGUCACGGCUGUCGAACCCCUUCGAGCAGAGCACGUUACCAUCCGCGAGGAACUGUUCCACAUCCGGCACACCACGGACAAGUACACCGACAGCGACAAGAUUAACGGGUGCCGUCAGCGCUUUUUGACCAAGUUCUUGCAAGUGCGGCUGGUGGAGUUGAAGGCAAACGUCGAGGAACGUCUGGAGAAGCUCGACGCCGAAACGAUUGAGAUUGAGGUGAAGGAAAGACACAACACUCGCGUUCUUCGGCAAACGGAGAGAGAACUCAUCCCGCUGGGGAAGGGCACCGUGGAGAAGGUCAAGCUGCUGCGCACGGCGAGGCUACGGAAGAAGGCUCGGUCCGAACGGAGCGGGUCGAUCACCAUCCAGAGGAUCUUCCGAGGGUGGAGAGUCAGGAGAGCGAUCAACUCGUGGUAUCGGGACUACUGGAUUGAAUCCGAGGACGCUGCCACGGGCGACGUGUACUACGUCAACACCUGGAAUCAAGAGAUCCGCUGGGUAAAGCCUCUCGAGAUUUCCCUCUUCGAGGAAAGCAGCGGUGGUGGUGCCACGAACAGACCGGGCACCGCCAACUCCUCGAAGGACUCCGACGCGGACGAAGAGCUUGGAGUCGACACCGUCAGCAGCAGGUUCCGGAAGCGCUUGGUGGAGCUCACCGGCGAGGCCACCCGCGCUGCGGAGGAAGAGGAGCGGUUUCUCCGGCACGUGGUCGCCAACAUUGCCACCAUCAGCGCCAGCUACAGCAUCACCAAGUCAAACGGCGGCGACGAGAAGGGCGUCGAGAGCGCUGCGGACCAAACCUUGCUCGCUCUGGCGGCUGCGAGGGAGUGGGGGUUCGUGAGCACGGACAGCCGGUUCUCGCUCCCGUCUCCUGGCACCACGAAGAACAAGUGCUGGUACCGCGCGAAGACCUCAGAGUAUUUCUGGGGGGGCAAUCCGCCGCUGUUGGGACUACUCCCAUGCUUUCCUGAGAACAUGGGAUCCAACGAGGGGAACCCGGGUUCAUUCGCGGGGGGGUCUGGUGGUGGCGGAAGCGUGGGCACGCACAGCACACUUGGCAACGAAGGCGUUGCUGCCGGGGGCACUGCCGAAGGUGGUGCUGGGUCACCAGAUGGCGUAGCUGUAGUUCAUCCGGAGCUGGGGUUGGUCUUCGUCGACCGCGCCUCCGGAGAAGCCUGGCUGAAGACGCAGGACUUGGGCCUGCUGCUGAACAGGUCAGAAAAGGUCUGCGACAUCGGGCGAGCAGGCUGGUGCCAGCUGAAGGCAGCAGUGCCUACUGAGGCAGCUUUUGCUGCCGUAGCAGAAGAUGGUUUCGUUCGAGGGGGUGGUAGUGCCUGUAAAGAAGGCGGCACCGUGAAAGGACCAUCAGGGGAUAGUCCGCGAGCGGCCACGCCCGCCGCCGCUGCGGAAGUGGACGGCACAGCCACGGCGGGGGAGGUAGUGCCGGAUGCUUCACGUAGUGGCGGAUCAUCCACGUCCCGUCCCUUGUUCACGUUCUUCCACCACGCCCAAAUGGGGGAAGCGCGGUGGUGUCUCUCUCCUCGGUCUGCGCUGUUGGCGACCCCACGGACCCCGCGAAGGGAGGCCUCCCAGGCUCGACUAGCAGCAGCUGGCGCGCAAGGUUGGGACUCAGAGAACACAUCUGGUGUAGGUGGCAACGACGAACAGUCAUUUGCCGCGACCGAUUUGGGAGCCUCGGCCUUGACGACGGGCCACAGCAACGACGAAUCCGGGGAUGGCUGGGAGGUGGUGGAGGAUGCGGACAUGGUUUUUUACUACAAUCAGAGGCUGGGGAUUAGCACCUGGGAGCCUCCACCUGGCUGGGCGCAGGGCGGCAGCCAAGGGAUAUACGGGGCGGGGGGGUAG